UAAAUAGCUGAGGGAAGCGUUCAGGUCUCGCAGUCCCUCCUCAAGACAGCCCAGGCACAAGUUUCACUCCUCAACUUCAACGAUAACCACAUCUGUAUCUGCAAACUCACUCAGUAACAAGCAUGGAAAGAGACAUGAACGUGAGCAGCACUAGCAGUGUGGUGCACUGGCUAGCCAGCCUGACCCUAACCCUGCUUGGGAGUGUCCACCCCAUGCCUGUGACCAUAGACCCGGUGUGCACGGCAGACACCACUGCCAAGUACAGCCUGACAUUUACAGGGAUGUGGAGCCAAACCUCCUUCCCUAAGCAGUACCCAAUCUACCGCCCCCCUGCCCAGUGGUCCCCUCUCAUUGGGGUGACCCACAGUUCAGACUAUCAUAUCUGGCAGCGGAAUGAGUUUGCAAGCAACGGGGUAAGGGAGUUCUCUGAGAAGGGUGAGGCCUGGACUCUGAUGAAGGAGGUGGAGGCGGCUGGGGAACGCAUCCAGAGUGUCUACGGGCUGUUCUCUGCUCCAGCCUUGGUUGGGGGAACGGGCCAGAUGACCUCAGAGUUCGAGGUCUUUGCAAGGCACUCUUUUCUAUCCUUCAUAGUGCGGAUAGUUCCCAGCCCAGACUGGUUCCUGGGAGUGGACAGCUUUGACCUGUGUGAGGGAGACCAGUGGAAGGAGAGUGUCACACUGGAGCUGUACCCCUACGAUGCAGGCACUGACAGUGGCUUCACCUUCUCCUCUCCCAACUUUGAGACCAUUCCUCAGGACAAAGUCACACAGAUAACGUCAUCUUCUCCAAGCCAUCCUGCCAACUCUUUCUAUUAUCCCCGUCUGAAGAAUCUGCCACCCAUGGGCAAGGUCACCCUCACAAAGACCAAGAACAACCAGAUCUUCAGCAUACCCAUGGAGCCCACCCAGUUCAACCAGACUGGCAAUGAGAUUGGCAAUGAGAUUGAGGACUCUCUCAUAAAUUCCACCCCUCUAGACUGUGAGGUGUCUGCAUGGUCACCCUGGGGCCUGUGCAAAGGCAAAUGCGGAGACUCAGGCGUGCGCCACAGAACUCGCUACAUUCACCUACAACCAGCAAACAAUGGGGUAGUCUGCCCCCCACUGGAAGAGGAGAACAAAUGUAUCCCUGAUAACUGCUUAUGACUGGCCGGCAAGAGUACGAAACAGAAAAGAAGAGGCCAUGCAAGACGACAAAGAGUACGAAAGAUGCGUCCGUCAUCUCCACUGGAGAAGCCCAAGCUGUAGAAAUUGACCCUUUUCUCGCUGGGCUUCCUAGCCUAUUCACUGGGAACAGUGGGGCUGGUGAGGAGAGGACGGUUCAAAGUAAUGGCUGGAAUGGAAUAGAUGGAACAGUAUCUAACCAUUAGAAACAAGUGUAAUACCAUUCCAUUCCAGCCAUUACUAUGAGCCCGUACUUCAAUUUAAAGUGGCACCAGCCACCACUGACUGGGAAAGAUUUAUAAAUGGGUCACAGACAUGCAAUUAUUGUGAAGCCUGAGGAGUGAAGAGGUUGUCUAGAAACUUUGCCCUUAGUUCUUCCUUGUGAUUAAUGUUUCCCUAUGUCAUUGGGUUUUCUGCGGUAGCUAGCCAUGAGUCUGAAAAAUCAUUCUUAAAUUCAAAUCUGGACCUGGAAGCCAGUUACACUGUUUUUUUCUCUUUCUUCAUUCCUCCCCUCUAAUCCAGGACUGAUUUAGACCUGGGACACCAGGUGGGGCCAACUAAUUAUCAGGUAGAACAGAAAACCAGCAAUACUUCAGACCUUGCAGGGUAAGAUUUGAACACCCCUGUUACAGAUAAUCAGCAGUGUUGGAAAAAGUACCCAAUCAUCAUACUUGAGUAAAAGUAUAGAACGUCACUUACGUAAAAGUGAAAGUCACCCAGUAAAAUUUUACUUGCGUAAAAGUCGGCACCAUGUUCUUGUUUUUAGCCAUGGGCAAACUCCAACACUCAGACAUUAUUUACAGACAGCCAGGGGCAAACUCCAACACUCAGACAUUAUUUACAAAAGAU
Messenger RNA from Salvelinus sp. IW2-2015, 2009 nucleotides. It is a transcript of the gene spon2b, whose product is annotated as spondin 2b, extracellular matrix protein. The record is from RefSeq and is a predicted model, not a curated record. Gene Ontology annotation, biological process: cell adhesion. Lineage: Eukaryota; Metazoa; Chordata; Actinopteri; Salmoniformes; Salmonidae. Gene Ontology annotation, cellular component: extracellular matrix.